AUGAGCGACGCUGCAGCAACUACUCUAACUACCAUAUCAGCAGUGCAGUCAGCACUGACUGUAUUAUCUGCAUUGCAGUUGACGGCCUUCCGCUAUCCAUCCGAUUGUUCCCUGACAAAUGCUUCUUCUUAUGACUUCAUUGUUGUUGGCGGUGGCAGCGCUGGGUCAGUACUUGCCUACCGACUCUCAGCUAAUACCAGCCACAAAGUCCUGUUAAUCGAAGAAGGCUCGUACCCACCUCUUGAAACCGAAUUUCCGCUACUGUUCACGCCGAUACCAAAAACUUCUGUUGACUACGACACAUCUUCUGUUAAUGAUGGGUAUGCUAACCAGAAUCUGCAAGACCAAAUUAUUAGUCUAACUCAGGGGAAAAUGCUUGGUGGCAGCAGCAGCCUCAACCAUAUGAUACACGUACAAGGAGAUCCUCAUGACUACAAUCAGUGGGCAUCUAUUCUAGGAGAUGAUUCCUGGAACUAUGAAAAUGUUUUACAAUACUUCAAGAAAUUAGAAAACUUGACUGACGUAGAUUUGCUUGCAUCAUCCUUCGCUGACCUCCAUGGUACUGAUGGUAUGAUAAAAAUUGCAAGAGAACCAUCAUCUACAAGUGCUAAAUACUUAGAAGCCUUUGCAGAGCUCGGAAUCCCAACGGUUGACGAUACAACAUCUAAAACUUCAUCAAUUGGUGCCGCCGAUCCUUUGUACGCUAUUGGUGACAAUUUAAGACAGAGUAACGCUCUUGCUUACUUGGCUCGCGCUAAGUCUUUUGACAAUCUAUGUGUUGCACUAUCUACCAAAGUACAAAAGAUUUUGUUCGACGGUACGACUGCAACUGGUGUUCAAGUUAGUACAUCCAGUGGUGAAUCUCUCGUAUUAUACGCAAACAAUGAAGUAAUUGUAUCUGCCGGUGCGAUACACUCCCCUCAAUUGUUGAUGGUAUCCGGUAUUGGACCUAAAUCACAUCUGGAAUCGUUUGACAUUUCAGUAGUAGCUGACUUACCUGUUGGUCAAAACUUAAUGGACCAUCCAUCAGCCGUACUCUUAAUCCAAAUGGAAGCUAGCACUGAAACUACUCCAGCAGCCAACCCAUACAUAUUCCCUGUACCAACUACCACUUUCUAUGCUGCUAUUGAUUCAACCCAAACUUACCCAGAUUAUCAGACUAUCAAUCUUGUUUUCCCCCACGACUCAGGUGCCAUGAUGCAACUUUGCACUAACGUUUUUAAAUACUCUAACGAUAUAUGCAACAAAUUCUAUGAAGCUAACGUGGGCCGAUCUGUACUGUUCGUAGUACAUAAUUUGAUGAUGCCAAACUCACGUGGUAACGUAAGUCUUGCCAGUGCCGAUAUUUCUGAGGAGCCAUUAGUAUACACUGGUACAUACAGUGACAGUACUGAUUUGGACUUGAUGGUCGAAUGCCUGGAAGAUUUCGCAGCAGUAUUGAAUACAACAUACUUCAAGAGCGUUGAUGCGACACUAGUUGAUACUGGGCUUUGCACUGGUAAAACAGGCACAGAGUUCUGGAAUUGUUACGCCUUAGGAAUGUCAUCUACUAUGUGGCAUUAUGCAGGUACUUGUGCUAUGGGAUCAGUUGUAGACAGCACACUUAAAGUGAAGGGCAUAAGUGGUUUGCGAGUUGUUGAUGCUAGUGUUAUGCCUACUGAAAAAGAUAUAAGUGUUAUAAAGCAACAAUAUGCUACGACUGAACAGCUGGAGAAGCUACAGCGUGAGUAUGAUAUGUUGAAGCAAACUUCGUUGGUCAACAACUAUGGGUACAACGUAAACAACAGGCGUGGAGCAUGUUUAAUGGAGAGCUUUGACGGUGAUACUGACCAGGCGCAACAUCCUAUGGGUGAAAUAAGUACGAGUACUAUGCAUAAUACCAUAAUCUCUUCGCCAGAAACCGUUUACCGCGAAAUAGUGCAUGAUAAUUUUCGAUCUGAAGGUAGUACUACUACAAUAUCGAAUAUAAAUUCGCAACCGUUGCAUUCCGAACAUAAGGAAAUAAAUAACAUGAACAAGUUCAAAACUAAACUGCAUUCUAACUCCAAUACGGUUCAAAGUUCUGUGAAGUCGAAUAAUGUAGCUACCACGAGUUCUCAAUCAACGACAUACACGGUGAGUCAUGCUUCUCAGCUGAUUGAAGACAAAGUGCCUUAUAUACCGAAACACACGGACUGUAUGAUUAGUGAGACGUCUGUAAAUACUAAAAAAACGAUGGCGGACAUUGUGAAGGAAGGUGAGUGGAAGAAGGAAACUGAGGGUGAUGAGUGGAUCCAGUUAAAGAGGAGAAGACACAGAAAUCGCUUUGCUGUAAAUAGAGGGAAAGCCGAGGUGGACACAAACGAGAAGUUCAAAUCUGCUAAAAUCAAGUACCCUCACAUUGAUAUUGGUCGUUUGGGCCGGCCUGUGCACAAGUGGCCGACUAUCGUGUUUAGUCUUUGCGCUCGGGUUGGCUCGAGAUCUAAAGUCACCAAAACGCUCGCCAACCCAAAUCUACUUCACUUGUCUCCUCUAUACGACUGA
Molecule: messenger RNA, 2523 nt
Organism: Spodoptera littoralis (African cotton leafworm)
Lineage: Eukaryota; Metazoa; Arthropoda; Insecta; Lepidoptera; Noctuidae
Source: the annotation of a GenBank genome assembly